Erigeron canadensis is the source of this 1510-nucleotide messenger RNA. RefSeq names its product F-box/FBD/LRR-repeat protein At1g13570-like. The record is from RefSeq and is a predicted model, not a curated record. The transcript is spliced from 4 exons. Gene Ontology annotation, molecular function: protein binding. The coding region runs from base 82 to 1311 and encodes 409 amino acids. NCBI's taxonomy places the organism in Eukaryota, Viridiplantae, Streptophyta, Magnoliopsida, Asterales, Asteraceae.
ACCAAAGUGAAACCUAGAACACCAAUGGCGAUUUAACUAAAGUUGGAAGAAAUCAAACAAAUAUCACUCAUUUGAAGAGUAAUGGAACAGGUUCAUGGGACACAUAACGAAUCCAAAUUUAAAUCUAAAGAUAUCAUUAGUACCAUGCCGGAAAAUGUGAUCACUAAUAUUCUCAACCGUUUGCCAUUGGGAGAUGCCUUGGCGACUGCCCUUUUGGCCAGAAACUGGAGGCUUAAGUGGACUUUGCUCACCGAACUCGUAUUUGACAAGGAAUUCUUUGAUUUGGUAGACGAGUUUAAAGAGGAAUAUGAUUGGACGAUUAUAAGUAGCCUUUUACUUCAUAUUAAAGGCCCCGUAACAAAGUUUGUCCUCUAUGUACCAUGUGACAACAAAUCGGACCUUAAGGAUAUAAUUCACUGGGUUCUGUUUUUAUCCAAAAGAGGAAUGAAUGAGUUCACUCUUAUAAAUAUGCAUCGAGAUAAACUUAAGUUGCCCAGCCAUCUUUUAUCUUGUCUAGAGUUGAAACAUCUGAAACUCUGUAACUGUUGUCUUAAUCAAGCACCUAGCUUUUGUGGUUUUCCGAAUUUACUCAGCCUAGACUUGUAUCGGGUAACAAUUGAAGGCGAGAAUUGUGGCAAGUUUAUCACUCAAUGCCCAUUACUCGAGAUGCUAGAAAUUAGUUAUCACGAUCCUACUAGGAAAGUGAAACUAGUUGAGAUUGCAAAACUUGGAAAUCUCAUAAAGUUAUCUUUGCCAUUGUGUAAGCUUGAUGAUAUAGCGAUCACAAGUUCCAGUAUCUUUCAGCUUGGGACGUAUCUUCCUAAACUUCAAGAGCUUUUUCUGGAUUUUCGAAAUCACAAGUUCAUUGGAGAAGUUAGUGCUAGAAAGUGGGGGUGUACCUUCUUCCCCUGCCUCAAGAGUCUUACAUUACACCCAAUUGAUUUUAACAGUGAUACUAUGUUAUCAUGUUUGUUUGAAAUGAUCCAGGGCUCCCCAAAUUUGCAGAUCUUAAAUAUCAAAGCUGCAUACGAUGGUGUCAUUCCACCACCUGCAUUUUCUUUCCCAAAGGUAGACAAUAACACAAUGGGACCGCUACAACUACAGCAUGUGGUGUUUUCUUCGUUUAGAGGUUCAGAGAAUGAGGUAUAUUUGAUAAAGUAUUUACUUGGCUCUUCACCUUUGCUAAAGAAGAUGGUUAUUCAACCACACUCAGAUGCAGUGUUUGGCGGUGCUAAUGGUACGUUUAUGUUUGCUAGGAAGUUGUUGAAGCUCCAUCGAGCCUCCACCAUAGCCGAAGUAGACCUCUACUAGUUUUUCAGUCUUUUGAACAGCAUCAUCCAUUUUCUGUAGUUUGGUAUAAAUUUGGUUAAUUUUUUGGCAGUCGCAGGACUCCAAUGUAAUCUAUGUGAAGCUACUGUUUCACCUAUGGGUGAUGGUUUAUGUUUCGUCUCCUAGGUCGGCCUAAUGUUUUGAAACAGCAUAACAAGUAAUGAAAAUUCAGUUUCUAGUA